Molecule: messenger RNA, 2490 nt
Organism: Porites evermanni
Lineage: Eukaryota; Metazoa; Cnidaria; Anthozoa; Scleractinia; Poritidae
Source: the annotation of a GenBank genome assembly
AUGGCUGCCUCAUCCAAUCAGCCUGAAACUGUGAAAGCAGAAUGCAGUCUGGACAAUCCAAAGGUUCAUUAUUUUUUCUUUAUUCUUUUUACAAAUAGCUAUAUUUUAUUCCUGUUACACUAUAAUUAUACAGUGUCAUUUCAUGGCCUUUGAAGAGAACUUUAUGAUUAUUUGGUAAUGUGUUCCAAAAAUAAACAUUAAAAGUUGCUAGAUGCUGUGUAAAAACUGCUUUCAUCAAGAAAACAGAAAACUACAUGUGAUGGUAUGAUCAUGUCCUUUUGGUGCCUGGGUGAAAAUAAGGAAUGCAGUGGACAUUACAUUUGGGCCAUUUGUUUGUUUGAUUAAUAAUAAAAUUUGAAAACAUUAUAUAUAUUUGUUGAUGUGCCUAAUUAAUUCCUAGUUUUUGUUUGUUUCUAAAGACACUGUAAUAACAACUGUAUGUGUUACUGUGGUGGGAAAUUGGAGUGAAAAUUUGGCUGUUCUAUCCCUAUCAACUUAGUUUACAAUUUAUGUACUAACACUUGACAGUCCCCAAACCUGCUAUGUUUGUUGGUCUUGUGUCUCCUAACUAUUCACUUUUAUUGUUAUUGUUUUUGUAGGCUUGCUAUUCUGAGACCAGUGAUCCAGUGUUGCAUGUUACUCUUCUUGGUGGUGAGUGGGGUUCAUCUGCUGGUGGGUUGUCAACAAUAAACAGAGAGCUUGCUAUUCACCUUUCAAAUCAUUCAGCGGUGAAGGUUUCUUUGCUGGUCCCAGAGGGAGCUUGUAACACUGAAGAAGUAAGAGAAGCUGGUGGCUAUGGAAUCACCAUUGUUGAGGCAAAAGAACGUGCAGCAUAUGAUCGUCUUGAUUGGUUGAGCAUCCCACCCCAGGACCACUUCAUGGACAUCGUUGUUGGCCAAGACCCCAUUUCAAAAGGUGAAACAAAACACGAAUCAGAAGUUGAACUUUGCAAACUUGCUGAUCUUGUUGUACCUGUUGGACCCAGACUGAAAGAAGCCUACACGUCAUAUUUACAGCGAUGCAAGACAGCUGAUCGGGACGUUUUGACCAUUACUCCAGGCCUUUUUCAAAGGGAGUUUGGGGAUUUAGUUGCAAAACAAGAUCCUAACGAGGAUAGCGAAUUCAAAGUGUUGUUAUUUGGUCGUGGGGAUGAUGAGGACUUUGAACUCAAAGGAUACAACAUUGCUGCUCAAGCAUUUACUGAUCAACGGUUAAAAAACAAACCUUAUCAUCUAAUCUUUGUUGGAGCACCUGAAGGAAAGCAAGAAGAGGUUAGACAAAAACUUCUUCGGCAUGGCAUUGCAGAAGCACAGUUGACUGUUAGAAAAUUUAUACAAAGUAGAGACAGACUGAAAGAUUUGCUGUGUGAAGCUGACCUUCUAAUAAUGCCAUCAAAAUCCGAGGGAUUUGGUCUUGUUGCACUUGAAGCCUUGUCUGCAGGCCUACCUAUUCUUGUUGGUAGUAAGUCGGGAAUUGCCAAAGCAUUAGAAAAUGUUCCUAAUGGUUAUUCAUGCAUCGUCUCUUUAGAUGAUCCUGCGAAAUGGGCAGAAUCAAUAGAAGCUGUUCGUGUCAGACAUCGAAUGCGCCUUGAAGAGAUUAAAGCACUCAAAGCGUCAUAUCGAGAGAUGUACAGUUGGAAGGAACAAUGCGAAGAGUUUGUGCAGAGAAUGUGGAAAAAGGUCAAUGGUAAGAGGUGCUGCUGUAAAACUCGUAAAACUAGAGUGUAUGGACAUGAAAAAUAUUUACUGAACGCCAUUGACUGUUGCAAGGAAACAGCCAAUUAGGCUUGAGAAAAUGAGAAACUAGUUUGUGGGUUUGACAUUUGCUUGUCGGUUCCUUGAACAAUUUAAUCUCGUACCCAGAUCUGGGUACCAGGUUAUGAACAAUAAUUAUUGUGAUUGGUCGACUGAUUGGUCAUUACACAAUCAAUUUCAUGAAGUAUUUCAGGUGUACUUGUUUUUCUCAGCUCACAAGCAAUUAGUUCGGACAAAUUGGUUUUAUAUUUUAGUAUUUUAGCACUGUUAUGGUUAUGUAGUUUUAUGUGGUUGGCUAUAAGGGGCACUACAGUCUGUAAUUAUGCACCCUUUUGAAAUAUAGUGUCAUUUAUUCAUUCAUAGUAAACAUUAAUAGUACUUUUACAACAUAAAGUUAUACAAAUGAAUAGAAUUUUUCAGUCUUUGGUGCUGGGGACUAAAAAGCUAAUUAUUUCUUUGACCAUUCGAGGUACUAAUUGUCUGCAAAUUAAUAAGUAUUAUGCGUGAAUGUUCUAUUAUGAAAAGUAUAGCUGAUGAAAUACAUACAAAGUAGGCAGUCCACUGUCCAGCGCUAAUCCUAAAGCACUUGCCUUUCCUUCCCUUUGUUUUUUAGAACAACCCUUAACUUUCUCUUCAGCGAAAAGGAACUUUCAACUUUGUACCCUCGAAAUAAAAGUAUUUUUGUAACUAAUCAACAGGAUCAUCCGAAAAUGGCAACAAACAGAGAAUCAAAGAG